GGAGAUACCCCUAACCCCGUCGGGCUUUCACUAAUCGAGACCGGCCCUAGAUUACUUGUUUGUGCAGCUGGGUCUGCAAAGUGCAAAGGCCCACUUGUUGGAAGAGGUUCGAUGUUUUUAAUGACUCCGUGAUCCUUGCACGUAGCUUUCCAGUCCCCUGUUCUCCAUAACUAGUCAUUUUGAUCCCACCGGGGGUAUAGAGGCCAAGCGUUUCCCUUCCCAAGUCACUGGAUCUCGCUCUUGUUCUCCCCAAUCCUCUCUAUAGCACUAUAAUCUUAGGCUGUUAGUGGUGCGCCUCAGUGAGCGCUGCCACAUAAUAUGAGCGACACACACCAUACUUCCGGUGCGACGGCACCAGAUUCGAACGUUGCCACCUCUCACAUCGACACAACCCAUGAGGUGCCCUUGCAAUCCUCCACUUCAACGUUGAAGUCAGAAUCAGUUGCUGCAUCGGGAGACCUGGAAAAAGUCACCGAGAACUUCACCGACAAAGAGCUGGAGCAGGAUGGGUACGAUAUCGAGGCUGGUGUGCCUGAGCCAGAGUCAGAAAAGGCUGCCGAGAAACAAAAGGACCCGAACUUGGUGGACUGGGACGGUCCGGAUGACCCAGAGAACCCCCAGAACAUGCCUCGCUGGAGGAAGUGGAUCAUCACCAUGUCUUUCUCCUUUAUGACCACAUGGAUCACUUUCGCCAGCAGUGUCUUCUCGACUGCAACCAUCGUAACUGCCAAGGAAUUUAACGUCUCGACGGAGGUCAUGGUUCUAGCAACCAGCUUGGUGGUGUUUGGAUUCGCAGUCGGCCCACUGUUCUGGUCACCCUUGUCGGAGCUGUAUGGGCGCAGGAUACCGUUGUUCUCGGGGUACGCCGUCUUCGCCAUCUUUCAGAUUCCCGUUGCAGUGGCACAUAACGUGGAGACUAUCUUGGUCUGCCGAUUCUUGAUCGGCAUCUUUGGCUGUUCGCCCCUUGCUGUCGUUGGUGGCGCCCUGGCGGACUUUUGGGGCCCUGUUGAUCGCGCGGUAGCUAUUGCAGCAUUCGCCAGCGCCACAUUUGUCGGGCCUGUGCUUGGUCCCAUUGUUGGAGGGUACCUGACCGAUUCGUACCUUGGCUGGCGGUGGACGGCUUGGAUUACAUUAAUCGCCUCGGCGUCAUUUGGCAUGUUGGCCUUCUGUAUCGUUCCCGAAACCUAUGCACCCGUCAUCCUUCAAAAACGUGCAGCACGCCUUCGCAAGGAGACGGGCAACUCGGCUCUGUACUCACUCCUGGACAAGAAUCGGCCCACCAUGAACGACAUCGUUACCAAAUACCUCCUGCGGCCAAUUAUGAUGCUUUUCCUCGAACCGAUCUUGCUCGCGGUCACCCUUUACUUGGCGCUGGUGUACGGAAUCCUCUAUCUCUUCUUCGAAGCCUACCCCGUCUCCUUCGAGGAAGUGCGCGGAUGGACCAACGAGGGUAUCGCCGGAUUGCCGUUCAUUGGCAUCUUGAUCGGGGUUUUCUGUGGCGUUGCCCUGAUUGUUUGGCAGACGAAAACGCGGUUUGCCCAAAAGCUAGCUAAACAUGGCCGUGUGGUGCCAGAGGAGCGCCUGGUCCCUAUGAUGAUUGCGUCCAUCAUGUUGCCUGCCGGUCUCUUUUGGUUCGGCUGGACCUCGCAUCCCAGUACUCCUUGGGGAGCUCAGGUUGUUGCCGGUAUUCCCAUUGGCAUGGGUAUCCUGGUGAUUUUCAUGCAAGGUCUCAACUACAUCAUCGAUGUGUAUCUGAUGUUCGCCAACUCCGCCAUUGCUGCCAACACCUUGGUCCGGAGUAGCCUUGGUGGUGCUUUUCCGCUCUUUGCCACGCAGAUGUACGAUCGGCUGGGCGUGGACUGGGCCUCCAGUCUUCUCGGCUUCAUUACCGUCGCCAUGAUUCCCAUUCCGGUCCUCUUCUUCUUCUACGGCAAGAAGCUUCGGGCCAUGAGCAAGUUCAGUCCCAAGCUGUAACUUGAGCCAGGAUCAAAAGUGAAACAGGAGUGAAAAGCGUCUUAUCUCGUCUCAUGGUUCUCACGUUUAGAUGAUGCUUGUAUAGCAUUCUCACGCAUCAGCAUGGCGUUUUUCGGUGGUCACAUUAUAUUCGAAUGACUAAUGUUUAUUGGAUGGGGGAGGGAGAUAGAUGGAUGUUAAUAGACAGCGGUUGCAUUUACAGCUUCAUGUAUGCUCAUCAAAACAU
Molecule: messenger RNA, 2200 nt
Organism: Aspergillus sclerotioniger CBS 115572
Lineage: Eukaryota; Fungi; Ascomycota; Eurotiomycetes; Eurotiales; Aspergillaceae
Product: MFS transporter
Exons: 2
Coding region: 319-1974 (551 amino acids)
Biological process (GO): transmembrane transport
Molecular function (GO): transmembrane transporter activity
Source: RefSeq, a predicted model, not a curated record